Lemur catta (Ring-tailed lemur) is the source of this 836-nucleotide messenger RNA. Its product is annotated as NKG2-A/NKG2-B type II integral membrane protein-like. The coding region runs from base 99 to 797 and encodes 232 amino acids. The transcript is spliced from 8 exons. The record is from RefSeq and is a predicted model, not a curated record. Lineage: Eukaryota; Metazoa; Chordata; Mammalia; Primates; Lemuridae. Gene Ontology annotation, biological process: stimulatory C-type lectin receptor signaling pathway; positive regulation of natural killer cell mediated cytotoxicity.
ACGAGAGUAACCUGGCCUCUGCACUAAAGGAUGCACAACUUUCUGGGGAAAAAAGUCCAGGUAUCAUAGAGCACAUCUGACAUCAAAAAGCUGCAGAGAUGGAUAACCAAAGAGUAAUAUAUUCUGAAAUGAAUCUUGCCAAAAAUCCAAGGAGGCAGAGAAGGAAAUCUAAGGACACUAAAGGCUCCAUUUCAGAAACCAAACAGGAAAUAACCUAUGCUGGAUUAAACCUUCAAAAUGCUGCCCAGGAUCUUCAAGGGGAUGACAAAUCUUACCACUGCAAAGAUUUACUGUUACCUCCAGAGAAGCUCAUUGCUGGGAUCCUGGGAAUCCUUUGUCUUGUCUUAACAAUGUCCACCGUGGUAAUAAGACUUGUCAAUCCCUUACCUCAGGAACAGAAUAAUUCUUCCCAGACAAUAAGAACUCAGAAAGCAUAUCACUGUGGUCGUUGUCCAGAGGAGUGGUUCACAUAUUCCACCAAUUGUUAUUCCAUUGGUAAGGAAUCAAAAACCUGGGAUGAGAGUGUGACGGCCUGUGCUUCUAACAACUCUAGUCUGCUUUACAUAGAUAACGAAGAAGAAAUGAAAUUUCUGGGCUCUCUUUCAAAGUCAGCAUGGGUUGGAGUCCUUCGUAAUGGCAGCCAUCGUCCAUGGGUGUCAAGAAAUGGCUCAACUUUCAAACUUAAAGUAGAGGAAAUAAUAUCUGGUAAACAUAACUGUGCUGUGCUACAGUCUCUCAGACUUCAAUCAGCUGGAUGUGGAUCUUCAAAAACAUAUAUUUGUAAGCACAAGAUUUAGAAGUUUGGAGUCGGCCAGGUGGUGAAAAUUUUCCAAAUU